Molecule: messenger RNA, 1321 nt
Organism: Fusarium odoratissimum NRRL 54006
Lineage: Eukaryota; Fungi; Ascomycota; Sordariomycetes; Hypocreales; Nectriaceae
Exons: 2
Coding region: 239-715 (158 amino acids)
Source: RefSeq, a predicted model, not a curated record
UCGACGUAACAACUUGUAAUUGCGCAUAAGUAUCGAGUGAUGCCCGGCAAUCUCUCGGGAACUUACUUUCUUUUAAUCUCUGCACAUCGCCAAAAAUACUCAGCGCUACAGAGUACCCUUUGAACAGAAUCUAUAGUUUUGUGGCUGCAACUAAAGACACUUUGUCUAUUGUUUUCCCAUCUUCACGUCAACAUUAUCAUAUCAUCUGUCAGCCUCAAGGUAUCCCUUAGGAUCAAUCAUGGCAUGGGACUUGGAGAUCGGAACACCUUGCUGGGUAGCAACCGGUGACGUCGAGAUGCACAGACAGAGCGUCACCCCUCGCCGAGCUACUCCCAAAUACUUCCAAAUCCCGGACAAGAUCGACAUGCCGGGAGUAAUAUACGAUGACCUUCUCGAGGAUGUUCGAGAAGGCCUGGAGGAGAUCUUUGACCACCCAGGCUCCCGUGCACCCUUCAUACCAGGGUACCAAGAUCGUGCUGAUGCGAUCGCGCGUGCGAAGUUGUUGCGCGAACACGGCCAGAAAAGCUCGGAUGUCAUGAUGGUGCAUCUGAGGCCUCCCUCUGGAGUCAUCUCUCAUAGAGAGCUGAAUGUUUAUGCGCGAAAGGUUGCUUACAAUGGGGAGGGAUUGAGGGUAGCGAAGAAGAAGGUUUAUGUUAUUUGUGAGCCCUUCACUAAGAGAAAUAUCGAUCGGGUCGAGCCAGUUCAGUUUGAGUGAGGGGGAAUCAGGCGCGUUACAGAUGAGAUCGGCGUUUCUUUUUACUUGAGGUCGGUAGCAGGACACUCUUUGACACAAAUUGCUGUUAGGGACACCAUGAUAGCAUGAAUUGAUUUGCAGAUGAUAACAUCUCCAAAGCGCAUAAUGAACUCAACAUUCGAAAGUCAGGACAAGAUAUACAAUACGGGGUUGAAUUUCCCGACUAUUGCCCUUCUAACUGGCCCUAGCACAGUGGCAUUGCAUAAAGCCCUCAAUCUGAUGGCGAAGGUAAGAAGCUCGAUAAUCCUCCUACUCAGCUAUAUGCGCUGUGGGGAAGCAGAUAACGAGUCUGCUGGUGGUAUCAGAAGUGUAAAGAGCACUUUAGUUAAUUGAAAAAGAUCGUAGAUAUUUAUAUGGGUUUAAAUCAGCUUAACUCAAUCAUGAGAUUCGUUUAGACGCUUCAGUGGUGUUAGAUGAACUGGAGGGGCACAGUAUAUGAACUGAAGCUGUUCCAUUUUAACAAGCAUAUGAUAAAGCUAAGUGAAACACAUACAGGUUUCAUACGGAUCCCCAAGAUAUCAUUCAGAUCAGGGACGUAUUAAAUAAGAGAACCCUUCCGCAGUAACC